Molecule: messenger RNA, 1539 nt
Organism: Elgaria multicarinata webbii
Lineage: Eukaryota; Metazoa; Chordata; Lepidosauria; Squamata; Anguidae
Gene: PITPNB
Product: phosphatidylinositol transfer protein beta
Exons: 11
Coding region: 68-886 (272 amino acids)
Biological process (GO): phospholipid transport
Cellular component (GO): cytoplasm
Molecular function (GO): phosphatidylinositol binding; phosphatidylcholine intramembrane carrier activity; phosphatidylcholine binding
Source: RefSeq, a predicted model, not a curated record
CCGCGCGGUGGCGUGUGGGUAGGCGGUGCCGGUUGCGCCUGCGCGUUGGGCUCCUGCCUGCGGGAAGAUGGUGCUCAUCAAGGAAUUCCGAGUGGUUCUGCCGUGCUCUGUGCAAGAGUACCAAGUUGGGCAACUUUAUUCUGUGGCUGAAGCCAGUAAGAAUGAAACGGGUGGCGGCGAAGGGAUUCAAGUCUUAACGAACGAGCCUUACGAGAAGGACGGUGAAAAGGGACAGUUUACGCACAAGAUCUACCACUUGAAGAGCAAAGUUCCUGGGUUUGUGCGGAUGUUUGCUCCGGAAGGCUCGCUGGUAUUCCACGAAAAGGCCUGGAACGCGUACCCGUACUGCAGGACGAUCGUAACCAAUGAAUAUAUGAAAGACGACUUCUUCAUCAAGAUUGAGACUUGGCAUAAGCCGGACUUGGGGACGUCAGACAACGUGCAUGACCUGGACCCAAGUACUUGGAAGAAUGUGGAAGUUGUCCACAUUGACAUCGCAGACAGAAGCCAAGUGGAGCCAGGAGACUACAAAGCUGACGAGGACCCGGCGUUGUUCCAGUCAGUCAAGACCAAGCGAGGGCCCUUGGGGGCCGACUGGAAGAAAGAGCUGGCAGCUGACGAAGAGUGUCCAAAAAUGUGUGCUUACAAGCUGGUGACAAUCAAGUUUAAGUGGUGGGGGCUGCAGAACAAAAUAGAGAACUUUAUUCAGAAGCAAGAAAAGAGGAUAUUUACCAACUUCCAUCGCCAGCUCUUCUGCUGGAUCGACAGGUGGAUUGACCUCACUAUGGAGGACAUCCGGCGGAUGGAGGAUGAAACGCAGAGAGAGCUGGAAGCGUUGCGUAACCAAGGAGAAGUAAGAGGAACAAGCGCUGCCAACGACGAAUGAAGAAAACUCUGUCCGGUCACACGUGUGGCAUGCUGAUCCACCUGUGUGUGUGUGUGUGGGUGGAUGCACGAUUCUUUGCACAUACAGUUGUGCAUGCAUGCACACACACAUGGGGGGUGCACACUUGUGCUGAGGGGCUGCUACAGUUUCUCCGAGGUACUGAAACUCUUCCAGAAAGGAAACUGCUUUCAUUGUGUAUAUCCAAAGCUAACAAAGCUCCCUAGUGACAUUGAAGGGAAGAAGAGAUGGCUGAAUUAUGAUGUUAAUUGGUAUGUUUCAAGACUGUUGAUGCUGGACCAAUUCAUGCCUCUUUUAUGCCCUCCCCUCCCCUUGAUCGUCUUUCUCUCCCCCUGCCCUGCUAUCACUUGCCUCGUCUUCAUUUAUGCUAAUAGAUGUGGAUCAGCAAUUAUAUCCUCAUUUUGUGUUAUCCCUUCAUGAUUUUGGAAUAGGAACUCUGAAUGUAUUUAUAGCUAUUUAUUUCUGGACUGUCACUAUCUUGGAAUCAAAUCAGAAACGGUUCUUGUAGUAAGAAUCAAAUUUUUUGCCCUCGAGAGAGAAAUACAAGCCCAGCUACUAUCCAUCUGCUGCAAAAAGGCCAAUUUACUGGAGUUUUGUAUACUGAAAAUGAAAUGUUCCUUCAUUAAAGUUGGGAA